Molecule: messenger RNA, 1318 nt
Organism: Limulus polyphemus (Atlantic horseshoe crab)
Lineage: Eukaryota; Metazoa; Arthropoda; Merostomata; Xiphosura; Limulidae
Product: acyl-CoA synthetase family member 2, mitochondrial-like
Exons: 9
Coding region: 365-1303 (312 amino acids)
Biological process (GO): fatty acid metabolic process
Molecular function (GO): medium-chain fatty acid-CoA ligase activity
Source: RefSeq, a predicted model, not a curated record
UACUACGUGAUAAGAUUGAGUAUAAUAACCGACUGAAGAUAUUACGUGGAGUAUAACUAUCAUACUGUGUAUCUGCACUUGGAAACAAAAAACAAACUUAUCUGUAAGUCGGGAUUGUUCUUGUAUUUAGUUUAUCAAAGAACAAACCAGUCGUGCACGUGUUUUACAUUGAAUUAUGCAGUCUGUAACUCAUUGAAGUUGAACAGAGAUAAGACAAACGAAUACACAAAAUACGAUAAGUUUUUGGAAGAGAACAACGUCCAAUAGGAUUACGGCAGCUUACGUCAUAUGAUACCCCACGUGCUGAACUAUAAAGUAACCAAAACCUUCGUGUUUAGUUUGUCAUUAUCUUAGAGAGUUCAAAAUGUUUACGGUACGAUCUAUAUCGGCUAUCACUAGAACUAUUAGUUCUUCGUUGUCGGGAGCUUUAAGAACUCCGCUAUAUAGGUGCCUAGCAACCAAUGGGGAAAAGUUUAAAAUAAGCUACAACUAUGGUCACGGAGACAGUGUUCUUAUCGGAUCCACUAUUGGUCAAGCUCUAAACAAAGUAUCUGACGAAGUUGGCGACCAAUUAGCUUUUGUUUUCUGUCAUCAGAAUAUCCGUCGCACCUUUUUGGAAACUAAUCAAGAAAGUGAUCAGCUAGCAGCAAGUCUCUUAGAGCUUGGACUGAGACCUGGAGAACGUCUGGCAAUCUGGAGCUCCAACUGUUAUGAGUGGGUUCUAACUCAGCUGGCUGCAGCUAAAGCAGGACUAAUACUAGUAAGGACACUUCGGAGGAACGAGAAAUUGCGAGAAGUGAAGGAGCUGGACUCCAAGAUACAGUUCGACGAUCCGGCUAAUAUUCAAUUUACAUCGGGAACCACGGGUAAACCCAAGGCAGCAACACUUUCUCAUUUUAAUCUCAUCAACAAUGCGGUUGUCCUUAGCAACCGAAUUAUAAUACCAGGAGUGGUAAGUAUUGUUGUAAACUACACCUUCAUAACCGUGCUCUCAUACCUAGUGUGGCAUGCAUUCGGUUCUGUCGGUGGUGUUAUUACAACAAUUAUUCACCGGAAACUGGCGGUGUUUCCUUCGCCUCAUUUUGACCCUCUGGCGACGUUGAAAGCUAUCGAAAAAGAAAGAUGCACUCUUGUUAUGGGAACGCCCACCAUGUUUAUUGACAUUGUUAAUCACCCGGAUGUUGAUAAGUUUGAUCUAACCAGUCUCCAAGGCGCACUUGUUGGGGCAUCUCCAUGUCCGGUAGAGCUGUGGAAAGAGAUAGAGCAGAAAAUGGGCAUAACAACUAUCUUUGUAAGUUUUUAAACAAUUUCGACCAUC